CUCCAGGUUUUGUCAAGCUAUGGCUUACAGACAACUACUUUGAUAAGUAAAACUGAUGGCACUGAUGGCAAGGCUGAACACCUAGAGUAUAUCGCCUUUGCAUUGGUUCCUGUUUUCUUCAUCAUGGGUCUCUUGGGGAUCCUCAUCUGUCAUGUCCUUAAAAAAAAAGGAUAUCGUUGUACAACAGAAGCUGAACAAGUAGAAGAAGAAAAUCUUGAUGAAAAAAUAGAAAUGAAUGAAACUCUACAUGAGAACAGUGACACAGUGGGACAAAUUGUCAACUACAUUAUGAAAAAUGAAGCAAAUGCUGAUGUGUUAAAGGCCAUGGUAGCAGAUAGCAGUGUCUUCGAACCUGAAAGCCCUUUAUCUCCUGCCUCUCCUGGGAGUCCAGUGAGUCCAGGGUCUCCUUUGUCACCUGGUGCUAUUCCAUUUAAACACAGCUGCAAAGGCCAUCACUUCCAUACUGUUGGAGGAGUAGUAGAAAAGGAUGUUUGUACUCGUUGUAGCCACAAACGAUGGCACCUUAUAAAGCCAGCUCACAAAUCUAAAGAACACAGAAGAAGUCGUCUUGGAGAAGUUACAGUCCUUUCUGUGGGAAGAUUUAGAGUCACAAAAGUGGAGCACAAAUCAAAUUCCAAAGAACGGAAAAGCUUGAUGUCCGUUAGUGGUGUGGAGAGUGUCAAUGGUGAUAUGCCUGCCACGCCUGCCAAACAGGAGACGAGCGAAGCACCUGCCACGCCUGUGAAACAGGAGGUGCAAGAGAGGAGAAGCUCAGAGUAA
Molecule: messenger RNA, 780 nt
Organism: Antrostomus carolinensis (chuck-will's-widow)
Lineage: Eukaryota; Metazoa; Chordata; Aves; Caprimulgiformes; Caprimulgidae
Gene: RELL1
Product: RELT like 1
Exons: 5
Coding region: 124-780 (218 amino acids)
Biological process (GO): positive regulation of p38MAPK cascade
Cellular component (GO): plasma membrane
Source: RefSeq, a predicted model, not a curated record